AUGACUUCCAACAUUGCUGAGUCACUUAAUGCAGCCACCGUGGCAGCUAGAGAAGUACCUGUCACAAAACUUUUGGAGUGUUUGCAUGGAUUAAUCCAAGAUUGGACAUACACUAAUAGGAAACUAGUUCAAAAAACAAUGACAAGAUUGACACCAGUUGCAGAACAAGCACUCACCAAAAACUUCGUAUACUCUUUGAGAUUACUAUUUCAGAAGGAUGAAAUGCCAAGUGGUCAUGCCCUUGCUGUGAUGAAGGAGAUGAACAUAGACCCCUACGAUUAUUGUUCACAUUACUACACAACAAAUGUAUGGCUAGAAACAUACGAUGCAACUAUGUAUCCAGUAGGGAAACAACAACAUUGGGAAUUACCAAACUUUUUCAAAGACAUCAUAGUGUUGCCUCCAUUUGAAAGAGUGAAGGCUGGAAGACCAAAAAAAAGAAGAAUUAUAGCUGCUUGGGAAACUAAAAAGAAGAACAAGUGCAGCAAGUGUGGACAAAGAGAUCAUAAUAGGAAAAUAUGUCGAACCCAACCACCAAGAACUUGA
Messenger RNA from Humulus lupulus (European hop), 546 nucleotides. RefSeq lists its product as uncharacterized. The record is from RefSeq and is a predicted model, not a curated record. The transcript has 2 exons. The coding region runs from base 1 to 546 and encodes 181 amino acids. Lineage: Eukaryota; Viridiplantae; Streptophyta; Magnoliopsida; Rosales; Cannabaceae.